This is a messenger RNA of Magnolia sinica, 2144 nucleotides long. RefSeq names its product glucose-6-phosphate isomerase 1, chloroplastic. Lineage: Eukaryota; Viridiplantae; Streptophyta; Magnoliopsida; Magnoliales; Magnoliaceae. Gene Ontology annotation, cellular component: cytosol. Gene Ontology annotation, biological process: glucose 6-phosphate metabolic process; glycolytic process; gluconeogenesis. The transcript is spliced from 14 exons. The record is from RefSeq and is a predicted model, not a curated record. The coding region runs from base 102 to 1955 and encodes 617 amino acids. Gene Ontology annotation, molecular function: glucose-6-phosphate isomerase activity; carbohydrate derivative binding; monosaccharide binding.
AAAUCUGGCAACUUACAUAUAAUCCAAAACAAGGAGCUUCUCCUUGCAUUUGAUUCGCUUCCCCGAGCUCAAAUGCAGUAAAACCUCUGUCUGUCUCUUCCAUGGCUUCCAUUUCCAGCAUCUGCUCUCCAUCUUCCACCUUCAAACCCUCCAAAACCCUACCCGGCAAGCCCUCCAUCUCUCCCACUAUCCGAGCGAGUCUCUCCCCUCGGUCUGAUCGCCUCUUCCAUCUCCGCCCAUUGCAAUCCGUCGCCAAGGACAUCCCGGCUGAUCUAUCGACGGCCGGAUCUGUUUCAGUCGAGAAAAAGGGGCUAGAGAACGAUCCUUUCGCCCUCUGGCGGCGGUAUGUCGAUUGGCUCUACCAGCACAAGGAUCUCGGCCUUCUUCUCGAUGUGAGCCGAAUAGGGUUUUCGGAGGAGUUCGUGGAGCGGAUGGAUCCCCAGUUCCAGAAGGCCUUCCGGCACAUGCAGGAGCUCGAGCGGGGUUCAAUUGCUAAUCCUGAUGAGGGAAGAAUGGUGGGGCAUUACUGGCUGAGGAGUCCACGGAAGGCGCCCAACUCUUUUUUGAGGGUUCAGAUUGAGAAGACGCUGGAGGCAGUGUGUAAGUUUGCUGAGGAUGUUAUUGGUGGUAAGAUUAAGCCUCCAUCAUCUCCAGCUGGUCGCUUUACCCAAGUGCUCUCUGUGGGGAUUGGAGGUUCAGCUCUGGGUCCACAAUUUGUUGCAGAGGCAUUAGCUCCUGAUAAUCCUCCUCUCAAGAUCAGAUUUAUUGACAAUACAGAUCCUGCUGGAAUCGAUCAUCAAAUUGCACAGCUUGGAGAUGAGCUGGCUUCUACUCUUGUCAUUGUGAUUUCGAAGAGUGGAGGCACCCCUGAAACUCGAAACGGUUUAUUGGAAGUACAGAAGGCUUUUCGAGAAGCUGGCCUGGAUUUCUCAAAACAGGGUGUUGCUAUUACACAAGAGAAUUCUCUGUUAGACAAUACAGCAAGAAUUGAGGGUUGGGUUGCAAGAUUUCCAAUGUUUGACUGGGUUGGCGGUAGAACCUCCGAAAUGUCUGCUGUUGGUUUGCUUCCAGCAGCACUCCAGGGAAUUGAUGUCAAAGAGAUGCUUGCUGGUGCAGCUUUGAUGGAUGAGGCAAAUCGGACCACUGUGGUGAAGAAUAAUCCCGCCGCCUUACUAGCUCUAAGCUGGUAUUGGGCUUCUGAUGGAGUGGGAUCCAAGGAUAUGGUUGUACUUCCUUACAAGGAUAGCCUGCUACUAUUCAGUAGAUAUUUGCAGCAGUUGGUCAUGGAGUCACUUGGCAAGGAGUUUGACUUGGAUGGGAAUCGGGUUAAUCAAGGACUUACUGUCUAUGGAAAUAAGGGGAGCACAGAUCAACAUGCAUAUAUUCAACAGCUGAGGGAGGGGGUACACAAUUUCUUUGUUACCUUCAUUGAAGUAUUGCGCGAUAGGCCUCCAGGUCAUGAUUGGGAGCUUGAACCAGGCGUUACAUGUGGUGAUUACCUGUUCGGAAUGCUACAGGGAACACGAUCUGCACUUUAUGCAAAUAACCGUGAAUCCAUUACAGUCACUGUGCAAGAAGUAACUCCGAGAUCAGUGGGGGCACUAGUAGCCCUGUAUGAGAGAGCUGUUGGAAUCUACGCAUCUCUAGUCAACAUUAAUGCUUACCAUCAGCCUGGUGUUGAAGCUGGAAAGAAGGCAGCGGGAGAGGUAUUAGCUCUUCAGAAGAGGGUCCUGUCUGUUCUGAACGAGGCCAGCUGCAAGGAGCCCGUUGAACCACUGACAUUAGACGAAAUUGCAGAUCGUUGCCAUGCUCCCGAACAAAUUGAAAUGAUUUACAAAAUUGUUGCCCAUAUGUCAGCAAACGACAGAGCACUCAUAGCUGAGGGCAGUUGUGGGUCCCCUCGAAGCCUCAAAGUUUUCCUCGGAGAGUGUAUUGUCGAUGAAUUGUAUGCAUAAACUUGUCAAAUUCAGCUUUCGUGUGCUACCACAACAAUGCUUUGGUUGUGGUAAUAAGAAGAGCUUCAAUGGCUUGAGCCUUGAACUAUCUGUGAAACAUCUAGGCAUGGAUUUGAGGAUUCAGAUUGCCCAGAAUCCCUCCGAUGAAGGGUUUCAUUCAAAGAAAAAUAAAAAAGAAGUUUUGGGUCU